UUCAAAAAUAAUUCCAUCUCUUCAAAUGAACUUACACAGUUUCAAAUAAAAACAUCCGCCAAAAUGUCCGAGCAGAACAAGCCUUCGGCUCCGCGCAUAGCAAUCAAGUUCGGCGCUACGUCGAGCAAUAACAAUUCGAAGAAGACAUCAAAACCAAAUCCAUCCUCGUCCCUAGGGAAGCGGCCACGACCACACGCUUUGGGGGGCGCUUCCGACUCUGAGGAUGAUGAUUAUGAGCAUCGAGGACGGCAUGAGAAGAUCACAGGCUUUGGGGUGGACGGAGCGGAGAUGGAGCGCAAGGCCAAGGACUUGAGGACGGAAAAGAAGGAAUAUGUUUUGGCCAGACAGCCAAACCACGACUGGAGAUCAGAGGCCAGAGCCCAGAGGAAGAGCAAAAGUUCGCUACCCGAGGAGACAAGAGCACAACAAAACAACGCAACCAUCGAGACGGAACCUGCGGAUCAGGACAAGGGAAUCAAAUGGGGUCUGACGGUUAAGGAAAAGGCUGAGGACGCCAACAAGGAUGUUGGAUCAGAGUCCAAGGAGAAGCCGAUCUCGAUUGAUGACAACCUGAAAAAGCCACCGCCCAAACGAACAGCAGAUGACGAAGCAUUGGACGCUCUACUAGGCAACAAGGAGGACGACAAAAAGAUCAUCCAUCCAACUGAAGAGGACGCCCGCCGUCACGACAUCCAAGGGGCAGGAGAGACCACGCUUGAUGACUAUGAAGCCAUGCCAGUAGAAGAAUUCGGCGCAGCUCUUCUCCGCGGUAUGGGCUGGGACGGGAAAACUGGCGAUAAAGUCAAGGAAGUAAAACGACGUCCGAACCGACUCGGUCUUGGUGGUACGGAGCUCAAAGGGGAAGAGGAUCUCGGCGGAUGGAAUCAGGGCGGAAAGAAGAACAGACGGCCACGCUUGGACGAGUAUCGUCGAGAGGAAAGUAAACGAAAGGAGGGUCGCUCCCAUGAGGACAGUUACAAGCGUGAGCGUGAGCGUGAACGCGAGAGGGAUCGAGACAGCAGGCAUGGACAUCGUGACCGUGACCGAGACCGCGACCACAACCGCGACCGUGACCGGAACAGAGACUACGACCGGCAUCGGAGUCAUCGGGACUACGAUCGGCGACGGUAGAUCAACCAGUCGCGAGUUCGCUAUGAAAGCUUACUACCGGCUUCCUAAAACGACACAAUAAUACCUCUGCUCUGGGAAAGGGAUCAAUUCUUUCCAGAGAUGCAUUUUUACGUAGACCAAAAGUGAUCCCAACUCAGAAGAAAACAAGAAGAAGGAGAAGAAGGACAAAGGAGAUACUCAGACAUUACAGAGAAUCUAAAACAAAGAUCCUUGGGUAUAUGGUAUGCGUUCAAAGACCACAGCAACCCAACGCCAUGCACUUCCCCAUGAGCAAACGAUACUACCUUGCUGGCACGGUCAGUUUAUCCAGUCCUUCAUCUCCCCUGCCUGUCUUUGUGCUCUCCUCGGCAUCAGCCAGCGAUGUGAGGCGUUUUUCCUCCCUCGACUUCUUUGUCAAAUUAAAGGACCUCCGAAUCGACAUACUUCGGUUUCGCUUGGAUUUUCCUCCACCACGACCUCGGUCUCGAUCUGGGUCUACCACAUCUUCGAGGGCCUUUCCCUGUUUGAGCGCUUCCAGAGAUCUCUUGGCAACGUCCACGUCUUCGAAAAUGACUUCCGUGUCAAGGAGAACUCGAUCAAUCUGUCCCGCUAUGCCUCGUUGCUUCUCCAAAUCCUGGAUCUUCUCUCUCAACUCAUCCAUUAUAUGCCAUCCCUCCAUAACUUCCUUUUCUAACUGCUUUCGCUGGUCUUCUGGGAGCGCAUUAUACUCCCUCUGCCCUUGGACAAUGCGAGCCCGGCGGAUGUAUUUCUGGGGCGUCUUGGACCGCUCAGCCUGCUUCACAACGCCUUUGAGUGUGUACCCAAUCGGGCCAACAAUAGCAGAGAGGUUUUUGAGGACCAAGCCUGUCAAUCCCAUACCUGUGCCCUUGACGAAUCCAAUCGGUCCAUUUUCUUUUGCUCCACGGAACGGCAGGCGAACUACUCCUGUGAAGCCAUCGUAGACUCCAUACGCAAACUCAUGCCGGGCCGCCCGGAGGCCAGAAUGGAAACCUGUCACUCGAAUGGGACGUCGUACCGUAUUGUCGCCAUAGAGUCGAGGGGCAUUGUGAAAACCUUGUGCGAGUGCCAUCGAGAGGUCCACGGGCGCCUUGGCGAUGGCAGUAGCUGUCCUUUCCACACCGCUCGCUAUGUCGCCCACGUAUUGACCUCCGGUGUCCCCAGCUGUCGUCUCAGUGUGCAACGAGGCAGCAUCCACUGGGUCAUCAGAGUCCGCCGGAUUGUGUCGUGUUAUGUUGUUGCCCGACUUCUUAGAUUUCCUAGCAUUCCUCUGAUUCUUCUUCUUGCUGAUUGUUCUUGUUCUUUUUACCCAAUGGUAAGGAACGCUUGCAACGCCGUGAAAUGCUUCACCGACUGUGCCAGCUAUGGAUCCGGCAAUUCCUGUGACAGGUUCCCCGGGGCCUUCAAAGUCAUUCCAUUCCACAUGCCUGAGAAGUCUCAGGCGCUUCCAGGUCAACAGGCCGUUGUCCACUAGGAUGUCGGCAGCCAAUGCACCCAGUUUAAUAUUGGUGUUUUUCAACUCCCAAACGGCUGUGUGAUCUUUGAGGAGGGAGCAUCGCAAGAGACUCGGGCUUCUUAAGUUCAGCUGCCUGUGAAAUUCUUUGACGGCAUUAACAGCGCCAUCGCCCUCCUCUGCGAUUCGUUUGGCGAUUGCUCCAGCGGCAUCCCUUGCCUUGUCAGUAAGACAAAAUUCAAUGCCUUCAGCAAGCUUUUCGGCAUUCAGGUGUUUGUAUGGCACUGGUACCGGUCCAACAUUUGCGUUGCUCACCAUCUUACCCCAAAAGUUUUGGUCGCCGAAGAAGGGAACGAUCAUUGUAGGCUUGCCACAUUUGAGCGCAAUGGCUGUUGUUCCGGCGCCUCCGUGAAUGACGCAUGCUUUGACUCUCGGGAAAAGCCAGUCAUGAGGGGUGUUGUCGAGCAUGAAGAUAUUCUCUGGAACAUCGUCACCACCAAGUCCACCCCAGCCCUUAGAUACCAGGGCACGAACUCCAGCCAGCUCGACAGCUUUGAAGAUCAUUUGUGUGAAUUUGUCUGCAUCAUCAACAACAAUCGAUCCAAAUCCAAUAUAGAUUGGAGUCUCCCCAGCUGCUAGAAAUUCCCCCAGUUCCUUUGGUGGCUCAAAGGUUGAAGCCAAGUCAAGAAAUACGAAGCCAGCCACGUCAACCUCGCUUCCCCAGUCUUGUGGCUUCGGGACAAGACCCGGUGACCACAAGUAUGUGAAUGGCACAUGCAGGCGAUAUGUUGCACCUGGAGCCCAGAGGGUCGAGACGGGAUCUAGAGCUAAAGUCUUGACACGAAAUUCGUUGACCAGAUCUCCCAGGCCUUGCCAUACCAUCAUCUCGACUAGGGGAUAAGAGAUGAAGUUUGUAUAUCCAGGGUCCACAUUGGAAUUCUUGAUGCUUGCCAAGGGAUGAGGGAAAGCUUGUGUAGGCGUGUAAGGAAAAGUAAACAUUAAAUGAACAGGAAUCCCAAGUGCUUCGGCGCAGUGAAUAUGUGCAAAGCUUGGAGGAUUGGCAAUAAUAACGUCCGCGACAAAAGGGUCCUUUUCGCCCAUCAUCUUUAGGUUCUGGCGGUCCGAUUCGUCGUCUGUGGCAUUGAUACAUGCUCGCCAGAACCCAUCAAACAUGGUGGCCAUUGCGGCUCGCCGUCUCCCAAUAUCUCCAGCCUUGACUGUCUCAAGUGUUGGGAUCAGACCUGGAUUCUUGACCAUAAAAGCCAUGAGCUCUGAUGGAUCACCCCCAACAGAGAAGAACUCAAGACCAGAAUCUUUUUCGACAAAUUCGCGAAACGCUGGAUGCGUGGCGAUGCGUACUCGGUGCCCAUAAUCCUCUUUCAAAACCUUGCCUAUCUUCAAGAAGGGUUGGGCAUCUCCUCGUGAGCCAAUAACCAUGAUCACAAUGUUUAAGCGUGCUUGAGGACUGGGAUCUGCAACAGCUGUCGAAGAAGAUGACCGGCGUGGGCUUUCAGGAAUUUUGAGAGUUGACACAUUGUCCGCCUGUUCGGCCUUUGCGGGAGUGACCUUGUUGACAGCUGCACCCAAAGCCUUAGUCAAGUAUCCAGUGCCUGCAGUCUCGUUGACCGUGAUGCGCAAGCGACCAUCCUUUUUGACCUUGCCGGAUGUUUGGUAGUUCUGAUUACCAAUGUUGAAAUGGCC
Fusarium verticillioides 7600 is the source of this 4282-nucleotide messenger RNA. RefSeq lists its product as hypothetical. Gene Ontology annotation, biological process: mRNA splicing, via spliceosome. Gene Ontology annotation, cellular component: spliceosomal complex. The record is from RefSeq and is a predicted model, not a curated record. The transcript is spliced from 2 exons. Lineage: Eukaryota; Fungi; Ascomycota; Sordariomycetes; Hypocreales; Nectriaceae. Bases 64 to 1131 code for a protein of 355 amino acids.